This is a messenger RNA of Parnassius mnemosyne (clouded apollo), 1932 nucleotides long. The record is from the annotation of a GenBank genome assembly. NCBI's taxonomy places the organism in Eukaryota, Metazoa, Arthropoda, Insecta, Lepidoptera, Papilionidae.
AUGUUCAAUAACAGGCACUGGGUAUUCCAACAAGAUUCGGCGCCAGCUCAUAGAGCGAAGAGCACACAAGACUGGCUGGCGGCGCGUGAAAUCGACUUCAUCCGGCAUGAAGACUGGCCCUCCUCCAGUCCAGAUUUGAAUCCGUUAGAUUACAAGAUAUGUCAACACUUGGAGGAAAAGGCGUGCUCAAAGCCUCAUCCCAAUUUGGAGUCACUCAAGACAUCUUUGAUUAAGGCAGCCGCCGAUAUUGACAUGGACCUCGUUCCUAUUAUCUUAUGCGCUCAUGCUGCAGAAAACAAUGGGACGAAUGCUGAAGAUGGCGAUGCGCUUAAAAGACAAAUACAAGAGGGGCAACAAGAUGAAAUGUACAGGUCGGCAAGAAAACAGGAACCAGCUACUCCCGUAGAAGAACCCCAAGAGGACGACAAAUCUCCUGGGAGAGUUGAAACAAAUGAGUAUCGGCCCGGUCAAGUUUUUUCCCUUAACCCGCAAGAGUUAUUAGAUCUUCAACCGGAAAGACAAGCGCCCUUAGCGAGCAAUCAGCAGCUUCAGCAGCUGUAUGGUAAUCUACAGCCUGAACACAAGCAAAAUUUACAGCCUUUCUACUAUUACGAUCCACAACUUGCAGGACAGGUGUCUCUACAACCAUCACAUGCGGUCAUCGCGCGCCCUGACCAUUCUUCUAACGGCGGAGAAGCAUCAGUAGGUGCUGCACUUUCUGUCAGUGACACUGGCAAUCCUCGUUCCCAUUCUUUUGACCAAGAAAUAUUGGCUCUACUUGGCCAUUCAGCACGACAGGAAGAUCAACGACUCCAAGCUUACACGCAGACACAGCAACCGUUGCAAAUCUUACCACAAAAUAUAGGACAACAAUACCAGCAGAUCGAAAAUUAUUUAACGAAAUCUGGUAAGAAACCGACUAACCUACGUUCAAAUGUUCAAAUUGUGCCAACACAAGCGUCAACUGCUCCUCAGCAAUAUUUAAUUGAAACCACUAAUGUGCAACCACAGCAACAACCAUUACAGAACGAAUUCCAUUUCGCACAACCUCAACGUGCACCACAAACUCUGCGCUAUAUCCCGAUACAACCUGAUGUACAACAAACUCUAUACGAGCGCCCUGAAUCCCAAGGCCUAAAAGUUGUGCCAGCUCCUAAUUUACAAAACUUACAGCCUCUCACUCAAAAUAAUUACGCAUUUAUACCGCAAUAUCAACCAGAAUUAGUUCCAAAACAGUACACGUUUGUGGACACACAAAGACAACAAAUUCAAGCAAUUAGUCAAGAGCAGCCCUUAGUCGCUAUAGGAAACAUUGAGAGACCAUUGACUUACUUAAAACGUAUCCCAGAACGUGAGAAAACACGCACAGUUAAAAUCUAUAAUCAAGAAGGUUUAACUUCAGCGUCCCAACCCGCUCAAAUAGGUGGACAAUUCUAUCUCAGACCUUUGUAUCAAUCCAAUGACCAAAGAGGAAGAUACGAAUUAUCAUCGCAAGCUCUGAAAUCUGAGCAGCAAGCUAGAGCUAUUGAAUCAACAAAGGCUCCGCUUUCAACUAUAUAUGUCAACAAGAAAAUUUCUCCGAAAAAAGUUGUUAGACCCUCACAGAAAUCGGAACAGCCAGCAAGAGGCCAAUUUUUCAGAUUAGAACAAAAACCUAUAAGGUUUGAGCAAAUAUCUGAAGAUCAACAAAGUAAAGCAUUCGAUGCACAACGUGCUCACUUGCCACCUCCAAGAAACAAUAAAGCAUACACGCCUGAAGAGUUUGCUGCUUUAGUUGCUGCAGGUUAUUCUGUGACUCCUGUUCCAGUGGGAGGUUCGAGACAACAAGCACAAUCGAGAUCUUUCUUGGAAUCAAUUCAAAUUCCGCAACGCCGUCCAUUAUACAGUAAACGUCACCAAUAUCUUCCUUUGAGAUAUGAUGAGGCACCUUGA